AUGGCGUCCCCAUUGCACAUCAAUGAAAGGGAAGCUGAAGAUAGACUCAGCGCACUUGCUGAUGGCAUUCUCCUCAAUAUCCUGCAUCGCCUUGACUUGCAAACUCAAAUUCUGACUAGCACCCUCUCGACGCGAUGGAGGCUCCUCCCUUCUUUGCUCACCGAUCUCAUCACUGAUCUGUGCUCCAUCGGCGAUGGGGUCGGCAGUGUUGCUGAGCGUGGGAGCACCAAGUUCCUAGAGUUCGUCGUAAUGACGGAAAAGCAUGACCUGCAAUGCAGUGAGGAGGAGAACGUGCAGUUUGGACAGCGCUUCAUGGGCUUUUUCAGCUCCUGUCCCUCUGCGUUCAGGUGGCUCACAAACCUCUUCAUUCAGAACUUCAGAUUCGACGAACAGGACGUGCCGAACAUUAAUGCGCCUCGCUCGCAGUUGAUGGAACUGGUCUUUGACAUCUGUAGCUAUAUACGAGUUGAGCUCAUCCGGAUUUGGAUUAAACCUGAAGAUCCCAAACAACUCUCUCGUAUUUUCAGCAAUCUGAGGGAUUUAUACCUAUGCGACGUCUUUUCUGAAUGCAACCUCGAGUGGAUUCUCUAUAUCCUUGAAGCCGCACCUUCUCUGAAGAAUUUCUUUCUCACAGUAUCACGUCAUGUAUGCGGAAUGAACAUCUAUGAAGGCAAUCUUCAGAGGACCAAUCUUCAGUGGGAAGCAUCAUCUAAUUUUAAGCAUCGCAGCUUAAAUUUAUUGGACAUCGAAGGUUUUGAGGCUCCUUUAGUGUCUAAUUUUCCAGGGAGGAGAUUGAUACGGAUCUAA
Messenger RNA from Phragmites australis (common reed), 807 nucleotides. RefSeq lists its product as uncharacterized. The transcript is spliced from 7 exons. NCBI's taxonomy places the organism in Eukaryota, Viridiplantae, Streptophyta, Magnoliopsida, Poales, Poaceae. Gene Ontology annotation, molecular function: protein binding. The record is from RefSeq and is a predicted model, not a curated record. Bases 1 to 807 code for a protein of 268 amino acids.